This is a messenger RNA of Phytophthora sojae, 687 nucleotides long. RefSeq lists its product as hypothetical. The coding region runs from base 1 to 687 and encodes 228 amino acids. The transcript has a single exon. NCBI's taxonomy places the organism in Eukaryota, Oomycota, Peronosporomycetes, Peronosporales, Peronosporaceae. The record is from RefSeq and is a predicted model, not a curated record.
AUGAGCGCUGCGCAGCGGAAACGGCGGCACGAGCACGAGGUGUAUGAGUCUCGUGUGUGCAACCUCACGUUGGACAUCAACGAGCUUCGGCAACAGAUUCAGCAGUUGAUGGAGCUUCGAGACGUGCAUCACAGUCGUCUGCUGCUGAACGACCAGCGCUUCGAAGGUGACGUGCUCAAGUUGGUGUGGAAUCUGCUCGAUGGCUUGCGUGGCGGCGCCUUCGGGUUGUCCCCGAGUGCGCGAAGCAGUUUUUGCUCCCGUACUCACGUGAGCCAGCAGGACCCCGCCGCAAGUGGAGAAGUCCACCAGUACGUGAUGCAGCGAGGCCGCCCUACCUUUGGCAAUCCAACCUUCACUGUCAAGUCCAUUCGAGUGCUGAAAGUGGUCGAUGAGGAAGUGCGAGGCAACACUGGAGGCUGUGUCGUAGAGGUUCUCGCGAGUCUCACCGGAAGAAUCACACGGGGGACGGUUGUUGCUUUGCUACCGCAGAUUUUGAGCGACGAAACACUUGUAUGUCGGAUCAUAGGACAGAGCCUCACAUUUUCGUCGCGGUUGCUGCUCUAUUUCAACAGGCAGCGAAGACUGGUGCAACAAGUGGCUCAGGCUGACAUUGUGGCGGCGCUCAGGGCUCACCAUCUUGACGACGGAAGCGAUUUUGCAGCUUUUCGACCCAGAAGUCAUGAAUGA